Messenger RNA from Didymodactylos carnosus, 615 nucleotides. The record is from the annotation of a GenBank genome assembly. Lineage: Eukaryota; Metazoa; Rotifera; Eurotatoria; Philodinida; Philodinidae.
AUGCAAAGGUUUUUAUUUUUUUCAUCUUUGUUUAUUAUAGUUUAUUAUCUGUAUAAAGAUAAAAGUGAAACAAUGGCGACAAUAUUACAGUUUGGAAAAUCAUUACUCAGUGCUAAAUCAACGGUUAUUGAAGGCACUGCAACGAAACCAGCAUUUUUCGAUCGUCAGUUUACUGAUAUUAAAGGUGGUCAAUUAAAUACAGAAGAAUUAAAAGGAAAAGUGAUUUUGCUUGUCAACACAGCAUCGGAAUGUGGUUAUACACCUCAAUUGGUAACAUUACAGCAAUUACAAGAAAAAUAUGGCCCAAGAGGUUUCACAGUUCUGGGUGUACCAUGCAACAAUUUUGGUGGUCAAGAACCAGGUCAAGAAGAACAAGUAUGUACAUUGUAUGAGAGUAAAUAUAAAACUGCUUUUCCGUUAACAAAUAAACAAGAUGUAAAAAAGCCGUCCGAAGUCUUUCAAUGGAUUAUUGAUGCCGGUGGAGAGAAAAUACUUCCAAAAUGGAACUUUCACAAAUAUUUGAUCGAUCGCGAUGGACAUUUAAUACACUCCUGGAAUUCACGUGUUACACCAUUAGAUAAAGAGAUUACGGAUGCUAUCGAAAAAGUGCUUUGA